AUGGACGAAGUUGAUACUAUGUUGGUAGACAACGUUAAGUCGUUUGCCGCCGGUGGCUUUGGUGGUAUUUGUGCCGUUUUGACGGGACAUCCGUUUGAUUUGGUUAAGGUUCGUUUGCAGACUGGAAUGUACUCGUCGGCCAUCCAGUGUGUGAAACAAACCGUGGUUAAGGAUGGUCUUUUCGGGCUUUACAGAGGUGUUUUACCACCCCUUUUGGGUGUCACUCCCAUGUUUGCCGUUUCUUUCUGGGGUUACGAUGUGGGUAAGAAAAUUGUCACCAGCUACUCAGGAGUAUCUGCUGAUAAGUUUUCUGUGGCCCAGAUCUCUACUGCUGGUUUCAUUUCUGCCAUUCCUACUACUCUUGUUGCAGCUCCAUUUGAGAGAAUCAAGGUCAUGAUGCAAAUUCAGGAAGGUAAGACAGGUGUCUCUAUGGGUUCCGUAGUAAAGGAAAUGUACAGGACUGGUGGUAUCAGAUCCAUUUUCAAGGGUUCUGCUGCUACGUUGGCCAGAGACGGUCCAGGUUCGGCUUUAUACUUCGCUACCUACGAGAUCUUGAAGGAAAAGUUAUCCACCCCAGGAAAGGACUUGUCUUUGGGUGCUAUUUCUACUGCUGGUGGUUUUGCUGGUGUUUCUAUGUGGUUGGGUGUUUUCCCAAUCGACACUAUCAAAUCGACACAACAAUCUUCUAACGUCAGCGUUUCGAUUCUCCAGACAACCAAGAACAUCUAUGCGAAGGGAGGAAUCAAGGCAUUCUUUCCUGGUGUUGGUCCAGCCUUGGCUAGAUCAUUCCCAGCCAAUGCAGCCACUUUCGUCGGUGUCGAAUUGGCCAGAGACUUCUUGAACAAGAUUGUCUAA
Scheffersomyces stipitis CBS 6054 is the source of this 855-nucleotide messenger RNA. RefSeq names its product carnitine:acyl carnitine antiporter (gene CRC1). The coding region runs from base 1 to 855 and encodes 284 amino acids. Lineage: Eukaryota; Fungi; Ascomycota; Pichiomycetes; Serinales; Debaryomycetaceae. Gene Ontology annotation, molecular function: O-acyl-L-carnitine transmembrane transporter activity. The transcript has a single exon. The record is from RefSeq and is a predicted model, not a curated record. Gene Ontology annotation, biological process: carnitine transmembrane transport; mitochondrial transport. Gene Ontology annotation, cellular component: mitochondrial envelope.